AUGGAGUACUAUCCCGGACCCGGCCGCAACCACCUGUUCGUCCCCGGCCCGACGAAUGUCCCCGAGCAGGUGCAGCGCGCCAUGCUGCGCGGCAACGAGGAUCACCGGUCGCCCGCCUUCCCCGUACUGAGCAAGAGCGUCAUCGACGACAGCAAGAAGCUCUUCGGCUCCACCGAGGGCACCUGCUUCAUCUUCCCUGCUACAGGCACGGGCGCGUGGGAGUCGGCGCUCACGAACACGCUCUCCCCGGGCGACCGCAUCAUCUCGUUCCGCCUGGGCCAGUUCUCGCUGCUCUGGAUCGACCAGAUGCAGCGCCUGCGCUUCGACGUCGACGUGGUCGACUGCGAGUGGGGCGCGGGCGCGGACCUGGACGUGCUGCGGCGGAAGCUGCUGGCGGACCGCGCGGGCACGGUCAAGGCGGUGUGCGUCGUGCACAACGAGACGGCCACGGGCGUCACCAACGACAUCGGCAAAGUGCGACAAGUGCUCGAUGAGUGCAACCACAAGGCGAUGCUGAUGGUGGACGGUGUCAGCUCCAUCGGCGCCAUUCCCUUCUACCAGGACAAGUGGCGCGUUGACGUGGCGUUGACCGGGUCGCAGAAAGCGCUUUCUCUCCCCACGGGUCUUGGCAUUGUCUGCGCGCGCCCGCGCGCCCUCGAGGCCGCCAAGCACAGCAAGUCGACCCGCGUGUUCUUCGACUGGGCAGACUACCUCAAGUUCUACCAGGCGGGCACCUACUGGCCAUACACCCCGUCCUCCCAGAUGCUCUACGGUCUUCGCGCAUCGCUCGACUUGCUCUUCGCGGAGGGCCUUGACAAUGUGUUUGCGCGGCACGCACGUCUGGGAGAGGGCACUCGGCGCGCUGUGGCGGCCUGGGGCCUGCAGCUGUGCACCAAGAGUCCCGAGUGGAAGAGCGACACUGUGACGACGAUUCUUGUGCCGGCGCAUAUCAACAGCAAUGAUGUUGUGCGCACCGCGUGGAACAAGUACAAUCUGUCGCUCGGACUCGGGUUGAACAAGAUCAAUGGCAAGGCGUUCCGCAUCGGCCACUUGGGGCAGAUGAAUGAGGUUGCACUCCUUGGAGCCCUAGCAGGAACUGAAAUGACGCUUCGGGAUGUGGGAUACCCAGUGGUGCUUGGCUCUGGAGUGGCGGCUGCAUCGGCCUACUUCCAGCAGACCACUCCCUUGAUUCCUGGACGAUCCAACAUUUCAAUCUCUCCGCAGCCUAAAGCCUCCGACCCCUCCACCCCCUCGUAUUCCCCGCGUCCCUUUCCCUUCCCCCAUAACCGCUCUCCCCACCAUCCCCCUCUCUCUGUCUCCUCCCGCUCUCGCGCGCUACCUCUCGCUCUCUUUCCCCCGUCCCCCCUCCUCCUCCACCUUCCGACCCCCUCCUGCCACCUCCCGCUCCUCCCCCCGAUGGCCGGUUCCCCCAAGCGCCGCCGCUUCUCCACGCGCCAGCGCGCCCUCAUGCGCGUGGGCUACCUCGCGCUCAUAGCCUUCUGCGCCUUUGCUGUGCGCCGGGCCCUGCACAUUCCCCCAGACCCCUCCGUCUCAGACUUCGUAUCGGAGCACACGAGCAGCAAGUGGGCCGCAGCCGCACGCGCAGCAAGGGAGAAAGGCGCAGACGGGGCAGGAGCAAGCCACGGGCUGGGAGCAGCGCUGGCAGCGGCAGCAGCAGAGGGCAUAGACGAGCAGUUGCUGCAGCGGCAGCAGCGCUGGUCUGAGAAGCCCACGUCGCUGUGCUUCGGCCAUGGCAACCUCACACUGCUCACUGUCGCACUGGACUUGCCCCAGGACUACGUGGUGUUGAUGCGGCGCAACCGGCUGCUGUACUGUGCGCGCCAUGCAUGCAGAUACUGCGAGGUGGCUGUCAGCCUCGAUUACGUGCGCCCCCAUGCAUGGUCCAAGGUGCGGGCCAUGCUCCUUGUUCUAUCGUUCGCAGACACAGUGGUGCACAUAGAUGCGGAUGCACUCAUCCUCAACCACACGCUCUCCUUCCACGCGCUGCUCGACCUCCCCGCGCCCUACAACACGUCGCGCAGCGAUGCUGUCUACACCAUGGGGUACCGGUACGGGCGGUAUGCCGAGCCGAGAGCCGAGUCGCAGGUCAACACGGGCGUGUAUGUCAUGCGCAGCACUGCUUGGAGCAAGUCGUUCCUGGAGGCGCAGUACCAGUUCUACCACUCGUCCAUCCGGCAGGAGUUUUGGGACCAUGAAGCCAUUGACCUCUACCGCCUCAAACACCCGGAGGACUUCCAUGCCCACGUCAGCAUCAUACCGUACAGGUACAUGAGUGUGCCGUGCAGCCACACUCAGAACGAGUACACGCCAGGGGACUUCAUAGUGCACUAUGCAGGCGGGCACAACCUCGGCAAGUAUGAACGCCUCUCCAAGAUGUUCCUCGAGUAG
Molecule: messenger RNA, 2409 nt
Organism: Closterium sp. Naga37s-1
Lineage: Eukaryota; Viridiplantae; Streptophyta; Zygnematophyceae; Desmidiales; Closteriaceae
Source: the annotation of a GenBank genome assembly